Mandrillus leucophaeus (drill) is the source of this 980-nucleotide messenger RNA. Its product is annotated as chromosome unknown open reading frame, human C1orf54. The transcript is spliced from 8 exons. The record is from RefSeq and is a predicted model, not a curated record. The coding region runs from base 500 to 898 and encodes 132 amino acids. Lineage: Eukaryota; Metazoa; Chordata; Mammalia; Primates; Cercopithecidae.
UCUGACGUCGCUGGGAGGAAUAUAGAAGGAAUCUGUGAGAUCCUUGGAAGGUGGAAACCAACUGCGGGAAAAGGCAAAUCUCCCAGACCCAACCCCUCACCUCCGCCCAAACUUCACCUCCGAUUUAUCGUCCCCAAUUCAGGCUCCCAGGCUCGCCCCAGUUCCUCCAGCCCCUUCCGCACCUCUCUCUUCGACGCUCUUCCGCGUCUCCCGGACCCCCUACUCACCCUGCGACCAGGAUGAUAACGCGAAGUGGAUCCCCAGCCACAGUGAUCAAGAAAAGCGCGAAGGCCGGGCCGAACGCGACGAAAGUGCAGCCGAAAAAUACCGCAGCCCCCAUGGCUGGGCAGCUCAAGACAGACAGAAGAAAGGGACUCUUUUCAGUCUAGAAAAAUGCUCACUCCUUCCUCAUAUCAUUUCCACUGUGAUGAAAAAAGACUGAUGAAGCCUCAGAGAGAAACGCAACUCUGGGUGGUGAUGCAAUAGUGCAGAAUCCAGAAUGGAUAUCCUCUUUGCAGCCAUCCUUGCUGUGCCAUUUAUCCUGGGACAAGAAUAUGAGGAUGAAGAAAGAAUGGGAGAGGAUGAAUAUUAUCAGGUGGUCUAUUAUUAUACAGUCACCCCCAGUUAUGAUGACUUUAGUGCAGAUUUCACCAUUGAUUACUCCAUAUUUGAGUCAGAGGACAGGCUGAACAGGUUGGAUAAAGACACAACAGAGGCAGUAGGGACUACCAUUAGUCUUGAAACAGCACGUGCAGACCAUCCGAAGCCUGUAACUGUGAAACCAGUAACAACGGAACCACAGAGUCCAGAUCUGAAUGAUGCUGUGUCCAGUUUGCGGAGUCCUAUUCCCCUCCUCCUGUCGUGUGCCUUUGUUCAGGCGGGGAUGUAUUUCAUGUAGAAGGUGGGAGAAGGCUGCUAUGACUCUUUGGAUGGGAGUUUGGCAAGAGGAAAUUGGAAGAUAAAAUAAAUAAGUGAAAUAA